CCCCCCAAACCUGUGGGUGUGGUCUUCCCCGUGUCCCCGCCUCCCUGUGGGUGUGGUCUCCCUCUCCCCCUCCUGCUGUGGCCAGGUUCACUGCUCCCAUCGUCGAUGACGUCUAUGGUUGCACCGUUUCGUCGCGAGUUGAUGACGUCAGGAUCGAAAUGGCGGCGGCGGGGGCGGACGUGAGUCGAGAAGUGAGCCCGGGACCGGAGCCGGAGCCUGAGCCUGGGCGGCGUCUCCAGCAGCAGCAACAGCAACAACAACAACAACAACCCGGUGCCGUCUGCCUGAUCGUACUGGGCAUGGCGGGCUCGGGGAAAACCACGUUUGUUCAGAGACUGACCAGCCAUCUCCACAGUAAGGGAACUCCACCUUACCUGAUAAACCUGGACCCAGCAGUACAUGAGAUUCCUUUCCCAGCCAAUAUAGAUAUUCGGGACACUGUAAACUACAAGGAAGUGAUGAAGCAGUAUGGUCUUGGACCCAAUGGUGGCAUCGUAACAGCUUUAAACCUGUUCGCAACACGGUUUGAUCAGGUUAUGAAAUUUAUUGAGAAGAGACAGCGAGACUGUGGGUUUGUUCUGAUAGAUACACCUGGACAAAUUGAAGUAUUUACCUGGUCAGCAUCUGGAACCAUCAUCUCAGAAGCUUUGGCCUCCACCUUCUCCACAGUUGUUGUCUAUGUGAUGGAUACGUCACGCAGCACAAACCCAGUCACCUUCAUGUCUAACAUGCUGUAUGCAUGCAGUAUUCUGUACAAGACCAGACUGCCAUUCAUUGUCAUCAUGAAUAAGAUUGAUAUCGUGGAUCAUUCCUUUGCUGUGGAAUGGAUGAAAGAUUUUGAAACUUUUCAGGAUGCUCUGAACCAGGAGACGACAUUUGCCAGUAAUCUGACACGUUCCAUGAGCCUUGUCCUGGAUGAGUUCUACAGCCAACUCCGGGUGGUCGGGGUUUCGGCAGUGGACGGCACUGGGAUGGAUGGCUUUCUCCAGCAGGUUGCUGAUGCUGCGGCUGAGUAUGAAACUGAAUAUCGACCACAUUAUGAGAGACUGCGACAGGAUCUGGCUGAGGCAGAGAUGAAGAAGAAAGAGGAGCAGCUGGAGCAGUUACGGAGGGACAUGGGGGAUGUUGCCAUGGAUUCCAGCCACGUUCAUGCUAAUGUGGAUGAGCAGCGUGAUGUGGAGGAAGGACCAUCGGCCCUGAUCCUGACCCGUGGCAUCAUUGAUGAGGAGGACGAGGAAGUGGAUUCAGACACUGAUGACUUGGAUCAUCAAAAGGCAGAAGAACAAAGUGAAGAACCUGCCUUCCGAAGAUACCUGGAGCAGAGAAAGCGCAAGAACUACACCACCACCACCAAUGAAUGAGAGGAGGUGGAUGAUUGGAACAUGAUGCCAAGCCAGGAAGAGUCACCCUGACUGAAUAUGAUCACCCACCUGUGCCUCUGAUGUGACCCUUCUGCUCGCCAGUGGGGUCCUGCGGUUUCUAGCUCAGAAUCAUGUUGGAACUGCUGACUCCGAACAAAAGUCUGUUCCUCAAGCUGUAUAGGUCAAGCUACCUGGAUCCAGUGUGGACAGUCUGCUUCCUGUCCCCUCCCUCAAACUGGGCGCUAUCAUCUUCUUUGACUGACAUUUGUGAACUUAGACAAGAGAGAAGUCAAAUCAUGGAUUUUGGGAUAUUUAUUUAAGAAAUAAAAGUUUUAUUUCAGUAA
This is a messenger RNA of Rhincodon typus (whale shark), 1705 nucleotides long. It is a transcript of the gene gpn1, whose product is annotated as GPN-loop GTPase 1. The record is from RefSeq and is a predicted model, not a curated record. Gene Ontology annotation, molecular function: GTPase activity. Lineage: Eukaryota; Metazoa; Chordata; Chondrichthyes; Orectolobiformes; Rhincodontidae. Bases 159 to 1361 code for a protein of 400 amino acids. The transcript has 14 exons.